GACAGAUUAACGUAUGUCUAUUACUAAGAACACAUAUUGUACAUAAUUUAUUAAUUAACAUUUUACAGGAUUCAAACACUGGGAGCACAAUUGUGUAGAAUAUUUUUCACUACACACAAAACUGGCAACACCUAACAGACAUGCGCCCCGCACACGAUGUCCUCUUUGAGUGCGCAUGCGCAGUAUCACCAUACCGGCGGAGGCAGAACGGUAGCAGCUCAAACGACGCAGGGAUUAACCAGACCGUUUUGACAGGCAACACCAUGAGUCAGGGCAAAGACAAUGCACGUCUCAAAAGCUAUAAAAACAAAUCCCUCAACACAGAUGAGAUGAGGAGGAGGAGGGAAGAGGAAGGUCUGCAACUUCGCAAACAGAAGAAAGACGAACAGUUGUUCAAGCGCAGAAAUGUGGCCACAGUGGAAGAGGAUGGUGCACUGGAGGAUGAUGGGAUGUCAGACAGUGGAUACCUGGAAUCACAGGCCAACAAUAUGGACCAAAUCACGGGAAGUGUGAUAUCUGAGGAUAUGAUACAGAUGAUCUUCUCUAGCUCUCCUGAACAACAGCUCAUCGGAACACAACGCUUCAGAAAACUCUUAUCUAAGGAACCUAAUCCCCCCAUCGAUGAGGUUAUUGCCACCCCUGGGGUCGUGGAGCGUUUCGUUGAGUUCCUGAAAAGAAGGGAGAACUGCACGCUACAGUUUGAAGCAGCUUGGGUCCUGACAAACAUCGCAUCAGGCACGUCCCACCAGACUCGCGUGGUCAUCCAGGCCGGGGCGGUGCCUAUUUUUAUUGAGAUGCUCACCUCAGAUUUUGAGGAUGUACAGGAACAGGCGGUGUGGGCUUUAGGCAACAUUGCAGGAGACAGCACCGAGUGCAGGGAUUAUGUUUUGGACUGCAAUAUUUUACCCUCUCUAAUACAGCUAUUGGCUAAACAAAACCGACUGACGAUGAUGAGGAACGCAGUUUGGGCUCUGUCCAACCUGUGUAGAGGAAAAAACCCACCCCCAGAUUUCGCCAAGGUAUCACCGUGUCUCAGUGUUCUCUCCUGGCUGUUGUUUGUGAAUGAUACCGACAUUCUGGCUGAUGCAUGCUGGGCUCUUUCUUAUCUCUCCGACGGACCCAAUGAGAAGAUACAGGCUGUUAUCGACUCGGGAGUCUGCCGCAGACUAGUGGAGCUACUCUUACAUGCAGAAUAUAAAGUGGUGUCCCCUGCUUUAAGAGCCGUAGGGAACAUUGUCACUGGAGAUGACCUUCAGACUCAGGUGAUUCUUAACUGUUCAGCCCUGCAAAGUCUUCUUCACCUGUUGAGUAGCCCAAAAGAGUCCAUCAAGAAAGAGGCAUGUUGGACCAUCUCUAACAUCACAGCUGGGAACCGUGCACAAAUACAGAUGGUGAUAGAUGCAGACUUGCUCCCUCCAUUGAUCCAUAUUCUGCAAGUAGCCGAGUUUCGUACAAGGAAGGAAGCAGCGUGGGCCAUCACAAAUGCAACGUCUGGUGGUUCCUCUGAGCAAAUCAGGCAUCUUGUUGAGCUUGGUUGCAUCAAACCUCUUUGUGACCUCCUGACGCUGAUGGAUUCAAAGAUCGUACAGGUGGCCCUAAAUGGUUUGGAGAACAUCUUACGAUUGGGUGAGCUGGAGGCAAAACGAGGUGGAGGCAUCAACCCCUACUGCGCCCUCAUUGAGGAAGCAUAUGGGUUGGACAAACUCGAGUUUCUGCAAGGUCAUGAAAACCAAGAAAUCUACCAGAAGGCUUUUGACCUGAUCGAGCGAUACUUUAACACAGAAGAUGAAGAUCCAGCCCUGGCACCUGCUGUGGAUCUCCAGCAGCAACAGUUCCUUUUCCAGCAGUGUGAUGCUCCUAUGGAUGGUUUCCAACUUUAACACCUUCCUUCCCCUUCUUCUCCAAGUAAUCCACCCUGAAGGGUGCGAGAUGUCCCCGGCCCAACAGAGCAAAGGAUUCAAAGAAUGAACGUUUUAAUUCAAGUGUGAUUAUACAAGAGCUUGUGUUGCCGGUCAACCCAUUUCCCCCCUCUUGUCCUGUUUCCUUGGUGUUAUUGGCCCAGUCCCGAAGGAUGAGCUACAGAACAAUGGCGACAUCAUGCCCAGAUGCAGGAAUCCUGAUGACCAGUUGACUUUUAGAUAUGACCUCAAUAUCCACACAGAUCCCACAUCCUUCACUCCUGCAUUAAAUGUUUAUUUAACCCUCAAUGCUUGCAUAUCACAUACACAUCCCCUCAGCCCAUUUAAGGUAAAUAAGGAGCCUGUACCAUGUAUUCAGGAAAACUGCAUCUAGCGAUGAGUUGAAAGAAGCUGGGAAAGCACAGCUUGUGUGACGUGACUGCAAUACUGACUCUGGCAAAGCAACUGCUUUUUAUGUUGGUAAACACUGGACUGACCGUGUGACUGUGUUGCAUGUCUCCAAAUUCCCCCCUGAAAGUCAAAGCUAAUCUGCGCCGAAGAACCCGAAAGGACGUCUACUAGGACAACUCAAAGACGGCCAGAACUGAGGGUUCCAGGCUUUUCUGACUCAGAAAGUCUCUUGCUUUGGACAUUUAACAUGCAUUCCGACAAUGACUGAACUUUAUAGGCUCCGCCUCUUCUUUUAGGGUUACUCAUUUGCACCUUUGGAAUUCUGGGAGUUGGAGUCUUACCACUUACUGAGACUGCUGGACAGAGGAAAAAACAGGAAGACUAACUUUUUGGUCCUUUAGACUGUGCAUUAACCAUUUGAUACUUCAAGAGGUCAUUUUCACUCGAGCAUCAUCUUCAUCGGCACUUUACGUUUAAUACAGACACCCUUUUGGAAAAGUCAAUUUUAGGCCCAAAUCGUUUCUCAGGAUAUUGAGGUGAAAAUUGUGGUGCAUUACAGGAUGAAUUUACCUAAAACACUAAGUAUUUAAGAGUGUGAUGUCAUUGCCUCAUUCUGCUGUGAAAACUCCGCCCCUUCAAAGCUUCCACCAUUGAUAAUAAGUACAUUUUAACAAGCUUUUCAAAAUCAAAGGCAUAGCUUCCUGAUGUGUGAGAGACAAACUUUUAUUAUUAAUGUCUAAUCAUGCUGAAUGCAAAAACACACAUAUAAGAGACACCAUAUUUUCUGAAUAACAUAAGAGGACAAAAUACAGAGCAGAGGGAUGUUUAUUUGAAAAUAGUUUUGUUUUAUUAUGUUUGUAUGUUUAUGUAUUUUUCUGAAGGUUCAAAUAUUUUCAACCGAAGGUGCCAUAAUCCACAUUUAAAAAUUGAGGUGGAAAAUGACAAGCAAAACAAACACAUCGACUUUAAAGACAAAAAUAUAUCAGCAAGUUUAAACUCAAAAUUACUAGGUUUUAGUGCAAAAUAUAUGAUUGUUUACUUUAGAAGUUUUCUUAUUUCAAUGUCAGAUUCUUCCCAAGAGAUGACCAACUCUUUGUGUUCAAUACUACUGUCGUAUUGAGAUUGUGUAACUGUUCUCUGUUACGCCAUUUGCAUAAACGCUGUUUCAUGAA
Paramisgurnus dabryanus is the source of this 3481-nucleotide messenger RNA. It is a transcript of the gene kpna1, whose product is annotated as karyopherin alpha 1 (importin alpha 5). Gene Ontology annotation, biological process: protein import into nucleus. The record is from RefSeq and is a predicted model, not a curated record. NCBI's taxonomy places the organism in Eukaryota, Metazoa, Chordata, Actinopteri, Cypriniformes, Cobitidae. Gene Ontology annotation, cellular component: cytoplasm. Gene Ontology annotation, molecular function: protein binding; nuclear import signal receptor activity.